AUGGCAGCAGCAAAUAAUAACAGUACUAAAUCAUCAAAACAUAAGCCACUGAUUUGUUCAUCACAAAAAACUGCGAGCAUACUAUCAACUAUUAAAAAAUUCUUAUUAAGCCUUCGUAUCGAACAACAAUCAACAGUUGAAAAUUUCAUUAUUAUUUGGUUAGAUACCAAUAUAGAUAUACAUACUGAUGAAUAUAAUUCUAUUAAAAGUCAUUUUCAAAAUCUUGUACAUUUAAUAUUACCAUUCAAUGAUUCAGAUCGAUGUAUUGAUUUUAUUACUGAUACUAAAAAUGAAAAAAUCUUUCUAAUUAUGUCUGGUCUUCUUGGUCGAACACUUGCACCAGUAAUUCAUGAUUUUUCCCAAAUCGAUUCAAUUUAUAUCUAUUGCAAUAAUAGAGCUAGACAUGAAAAAUGGGCAGAUAAAGAAAAAAAAAUUAAAGGAGUUUUCCAAGAUAUUGGAUCUAUUUAUGAUGCAGUUCGGCGUGAUAAAAGACAAUGUGAAGAUAAUUUAAGUUCAUUUAGUAUCUUAUCAUCGACAUUUAAUAAAAAUAAAAAAUUAAAUCAACUCGACCAACUAUUUAUUUAUACACAUUUACUUAAAGACAUUUUAAUCGAAUUGGAAUAUAAACCGAAUACAAAAAUAGAUUUUGUUAAUUUUUGUUGUUCUAAAUAUCAAAAUAAUAAAUAUCAAUUAGAUAUAAUAAAAGAAUUUAAAAAUGAUUAUAAUCAAUCAUCAUCCAUAUGGUGGUAUACAAGAGAAUGUUUCAUUUCUUCAAUGUUAAAUAAAGCAUCUCGUAUUCAAAAUAUGGAUAUUCUAAUUAAUAUGGGCUUUUUUAUUCGAGAUAUCCAUCUAGAAAUUACAAGAUUAUCUUCAAAAUCGAAUAAUCAAAAUCGUUUAAUUGUUUAUCGAGGACAAGGUAUAUUAGAAGAAGAAUUUCACAAGAUUCUAGAAAAUCGAAAUGGUUUUCUUUCAUUUAAUAAUUUUCUCAUAACGACAACAGACAACGAUUUAUCAAAAAUAUAUGCUCGUUGUGCUCGAGAUAAUCAUGAAUUAAUAGGAGUUCUAUUUCAAAUUGAAAUCGAUCGAACAAAAUCAUUAUUUACACCAUUAGAUAAAAUUAGUUAUUAUUCACAAUCCGAAAAAGAAAUAUUAUUCACAACACAUACUAUAUUUCGAAUUCAUACUAUUGAUCAAAUUGAAAAUGGAUUAUGGCAAAUACAAUUAAAAUUAACAACUAAUGAAAAUGAACAAUUAAAAUAUUUUAAACAUUCAUUAAGAAAGGAAAUUGAAAAUAAAACUGGACCAGAACGAUUAAAUAUAUUAAUGACUAAAUUACAAAUGUUUCAUGGAUCGAAAUCAAUUGAAAAAGCACAAUCGACAGAGAUGGAAUUCGAACAACACGUUCAUGAAAAUGUCUAUCACAAGCAAACUAAGAAAACAAGCCAAUCGACGGUUAAUAAUAAAAUGGAACAACCUGUUAAAGAAAGUCUCUGUCACGAACCAACUGAGAAAACAGGUCAAUUGAUGGCUAAUAGUGAAACCAAACAAAACGUUGAUGAAAAUGUUUAUCAGAGGCCAACUACGGGAACAAGUCAAUCGACGGCUAUUGAUAAAAUCGAACAACUUGUUGAAGAAAAUGCCUGUCAUGCGCAAACUAGGAAAAAAAGUGAAUUGGUGGCUAAUGAUGAAAUCGAAGAACAUGUGGAAGGAAAAAUCCGUUAUGAGCAAACUAACGAAAUGAGUCAAUCGACGGCUACUGAGAACAUCGAACAAUCCUUUAAAGAAAAUGUCUGCGACGAGCAAACUAAUGAAAUAAGUCAAUUGACGGCUAAUAGUGAAACCAAACAAAACGUUGAUGAAAAUGUUUAUCACAGGCCAACUACGGGAACAAGUCAAUCGACGGCUAUUGAUAAAAUCGAACAACCUGUGGAAGUAAAAAUCCAUCAUGAGAAAAGUAAUGAAACAAGCCAAUUGACGGCUAAUAGUGAAACCAAACAAAACGUUGGUGAAAAUGUUUAUCCCGAGCAAACUAAGGAAACAAGUCAAUCGUUGUUUAGUGAUGAAAUUAAACUGGAACAUUCUCCUGUCGUUACUGAUGUGAUAGGUGAGCAGCCAGUGAAUCGAUUACAGAGUGCUUCUGAUGUAUAA
Molecule: messenger RNA, 2148 nt
Organism: Rotaria sp. Silwood2
Lineage: Eukaryota; Metazoa; Rotifera; Eurotatoria; Philodinida; Philodinidae
Source: the annotation of a GenBank genome assembly